Molecule: messenger RNA, 1038 nt
Organism: Rotaria sp. Silwood1
Lineage: Eukaryota; Metazoa; Rotifera; Eurotatoria; Philodinida; Philodinidae
Source: the annotation of a GenBank genome assembly
AUGUCUACAUGGACUCCAAAACCAGAUCCAUUGCCGUGGGAUACUAUUGAGUUAAUCAUUGGUGGAAUUAUUCCAAUAGGUCUCAUUGUAAUUGGUACAUUGGGUAAUAUUUUAUGUAUUGGUAUCUUACUAUCUGAAGCUCAUCGACAAACAUCAACUAAUGUUUAUUUAAUAUUUUUAUGUUUGAUGGAUACAAUAUCACUUUAUCAAUGGAAUUUAAGUCGGGCAUUACAGGUGUUUACAAAUAAUAAACAAACAAUGUGGGGUUCAUCAUUGAUUAUGUGUAAAUUGAGUCAAUUUUUUCCUUAUUAUACAUUACAUACAUCAGCUAUAUUUCUUACAUUUGUUGAACUUGAUCGAGCUUGUUUAUUAAGAAGUAUUUGGUUUAAAAAUAAAAUAGCUCGACCACGUAUUGCAUUGAUAAUUUCAAUUCUUAUUCUGAUUUGUUUUCUUGCAAUAGAUGGAUUUUUAUUUGGAUUAGGUUUUGAAACUUCAACAUACAAUAAUAGUACGGGUACAGUACAAACAAAAGUUUCAUGUUUCUAUUCUUUAAAUACUGACUUUUAUAAUUUCUAUGUAUAUCCAUAUAUAACUAUGCAUUUAGUUAUCAUGUAUAUUAUACCAUUUAGUGUUAUUGUUAUUUGUACACUUUUAACAAUUAACAAGUUAUUCAUAGGGCAAAUAUCAACAAAUGAACAAUUAGCAAGAAGUGCUUAUCGUAAUCGUCGCAUAUCCUUUAUGUUAUUAUUCAUGUGUUUGGCAUAUAUUAUUUGCACAUUGCCUAAUCGUUUAUGUUUUUCUGUAUUCAAAGAUCAGAUUAUGGGUCAUGAUUAUACAGAUACGGUUCUUCUUGGUUCAAAUACUCUAAUGUAUGCAAGAAAUGCUAUUGAUAUAUUUUUUCUUUAUAUAUCUAUUCCUGCAUUUCGUGAAGACGUUAAUAAAUUAGUUUUUAAAUGUAUUCGUAAAGUGCCAACUGAGAACGAGCUAAUGCAGCGAACACAGCAAACACGACAAACAACAACGCGGAACAAUAACUAA